This is a messenger RNA of Python bivittatus (Burmese python), 2366 nucleotides long. RefSeq names its product THAP domain containing 7 (gene THAP7). The record is from RefSeq and is a predicted model, not a curated record. Gene Ontology annotation, cellular component: nucleus. NCBI's taxonomy places the organism in Eukaryota, Metazoa, Chordata, Lepidosauria, Squamata, Pythonidae. Gene Ontology annotation, biological process: regulation of DNA-templated transcription.
GUCUCCUUUCCGCUUCAGCUUCCCAGCCGCGCCGGCGGUGUCCCGAGCAAUGGGAGUGGGGAGAUGCCCCGCCACUGCUCUGCUACUGGCUGUUGCACCCGUGAUACACCUGAAACACGCAAUCGAGGCAUUUCUUUCCAUCGACUGCCAAAGGACAACCCCCGGCGAACCACAUGGUUGGAGAAUUGUCGGCGGAAGGACUUGAGUGGGCAGGGUCUUUGGGACCCUGCCUCCAAAUAUGUUUACUUUUGCUCCAAGCACUUUGAGAAGAAUUGCUUUGAACUGGUGGGCACCAGCGGUUAUCAUCGUCUCAAGGAAGGUGCUGUUCCUACAAUAUUUGAGCUUCAUGCAAAGCCACGCCGGAAAUCAAAGCUAAACAGUUCCAAACUUGCAAAACAUCAGCAGAAGCAGAGCUGUGGCCCCUGCCCCGCAGAGGAGACAACUCCAUUGUGUAUGGACAUUUCCUGUUUCCCUGUGCAAGAGCUGCCAAGUCCUGGGGCUGCUCCCACUAGCGGUGAGCCUCGAAGCCAGCCCAACCUCUCAGGGUCAGAACCAGAGAGUUUGGCCACUCUGUCAGACAUAUCUCUGGAACAGUCACCAGCUGCUACAGGCCAAGAAGAAGCCUCUCCUUCUCCAGCUCUCCCAGAACCUGUGGGGAAUCCAUCUCAACCUGUUUCUCUCUCCCUCUACAUGCUGCGGCUCCCACCCCCAGCUGGUGCCUACAUCCAGAAUGAGCACAGCUACCAGGUGGGUAGUGCCUUGCUCUGGAAGAGGCGGGCCGAGGCAGCGCUCGACGCUCUGGGAAAAGCACAACGGCAGCUGCAGGCCUGCCGGCGCCGUGAACAGAGACUCCGCCUGCGCAUCUGUGAGUUGCAGCGUGAACGGCGGCCAUACAACACUGAUGCACAUCGACGGCUUAAGGAACACCUGCAGGUCUUUGAAUUGCAGCUACUGAAUGACAUUGAAUAACUUUUGAACGGGCCUAAACUCAUCUUGCUUUGUGUGCUGGUGUCACAAGCUUGGGCUGUCUAUUUCCCAUCUCCAAGCUAUGUUGUAUCAAAACUUGGGGCUCUACAAACUUGCAACCUGCUUGAUGCAACCCUCUUUCCCCUUCACCAUUCAUGUUUAUAUCUGUAAAUAAAGAUUCUUUUGUAUAAGUAGAUGUUCCCAGCUCAGCUGAAAGAUACCUGGUUGCUUGAGGACAGAUUCAGGAAAGGCUGUUAUUUUGAGAACUUCAUUGUGGUGCUGCCCUAGAGGGUCAUAGUAUUUCUUUAAAAAAGCUGCUUGACGUCUUGAAUUUAGGGCUUGUCAUGGUAGCUGAGUAGAAGAAAAGCCUUCUUGAUGCUUUUCUUUCAGUUAUAAGCCUGUACAAUAUGAAAAUCUUGUAAAGUACUAUCUUGUCACAAAAGAACUCCCCACCAAAAAUCAACAAAAUCAGUAUAUAUGUAAUAUAUAUGCAUGUAUCAUACUGCCAGACAAAUAUGGUAAUAAUUUAAAUCUAAAUUACAUAAAGAGGAAACUUACCUCUUUAUGGUAGGCCCCCUGAAGGAUAAUUUUGUACAAAUCAUUUAGCUGUUUUAGUAUGUAAGCUGCCAGGCCAUAAACUUAGACAUCGCAUGAAGCAAAGCUAAUUGCUGGAGCUAAGUGAAGCCUAAUCUAAAUAUUAAAUUUCAGGAGAAUGCCUCAGUACUGAAACAAUGAAGAGAAACCUUUGGUGCACAAAUUAUGUAUGUUUUGAAUAAGAACUUUUCUAGAUGUGCUCCUGAAAUAAUGCUUUCCAAAAUGUCUUAUUCACUACACCGGAUGUUUUGGAUUCUCAUUCAGUUCUGUGUCUGGAAGACUGCCUGCAUGCAAGAAUCUCUUGCUAGAUCAAGGAAAUGGUCUUCAACUCUAAGUAAAAUUAUUUUUUAAAAAAAUAUUUUUAUUAAGAAUUUUGAUUAUAAUACUAAUAAGUAAAAUCACUUCCAUGGCUUGUCUAAACAUACUGGGAUUAGUCAAGGUUCUGCCACCUCAAGAGAGCCAUCAAUAUGCUUUCAAGCCUAUAGGGAAUGUCUGGAUGUGGCUUCAUAAAUAUUCCUCUCCUUGAAUGUUUAGCUUUCAUUUUUAAAAAGCAACAUCUAAGCCAUUUUUCUUAUGAAGAUAAGGGAAAGUAAACAAGCAGAAUUCUGCUCAGUUGUGUGCUCAUAAUAUUCUGGCUGAAGAGCACAUAGGCCAAGCUGUGGGGUCUUAUAGUUUGUAGAUUUUAAUGUACUAAUAUUUAAUACAAUAAAAUAAACUGAACAUAGUGGAGUAUCUGCAUUUCAGCUGAUAUGCACCAAUUCUCUGCUUUUCUCAAAGCUCCGUUUUACAUAAAGAUCUUGAAGUGA